AUUGCCACCGAGAGCCCCGCUGUGAACGUCGCCCCUGCGACGCCAUGCUGUCGCGGCUUCUGUCGCGGCCGGCCCGUCGUGCCGCAGCGCUACCUGCGCGGGUCGGCCUUGCGAAAGGUGUGCGCAAUGUGAGCAGCACUCAGGUCGGAGGCUACGAGGUCUUUGACCACUCCUACGACGCAGUGGUCAUUGGCGCCGGUGGUGCAGGCUUGCGUGCGGCUGCCGGCCUGGUCGGGCAUGGCUUGAAGACUGCAUGCAUCACCAAGGUGUUUCCCACGCGCUCACACACAGUUGCAGCUCAAGGCGGCAUCAAUGGCGCCUUGGCCAACAUGACGGAGGACGAUUGGCGCUGGCACGCCUAUGACACCGUGAAGGGCGCAGACUGGUUGGGAGACCAGGACGCCAUUCAGCACAUGUGCCGUUUGGCACCCGAGGUCAUUUUGGAGCUGGAAUCCUUUGGUUUGCCCUUCAGCCGAACUCCGGAGGGCAAGAUUUAUCAACGUGCUUUUGGCGGGCAAAGCUUGAAAUUUGGCAAAGGCGGCCAGGCGUAUCGUUGCGCGGCUGCCGCGGACCGCACAGGGCAUGCCAUUCUCCACACCUUGUAUGGCAUGGCGCUGAAAUUUGACUGCCUCUUCUUCGUGGAAUACUUUGCCAUGGACUUGAUCAUGAGUGAUGACGGGAAAUGCUUGGGUUGCGUGGCCAUGUGCAUGGAAGAUGGUUCCAUCCACCGCUUUGGAGCGCAUUCCACCAUCGUUGCCACGGGUGGUUUCGGACGCGCCUAUCAAUCCUGCACAUCCGCUCACACAUGCACAGGCGACGGCAGCGCCAUGGCUUCGCGCGCCGGACUUCCCAUGCAGGAUCUGGAGUUUGUGCAGUUCCACCCCACAGGAAUCUUCCCAGCGGGAUGUUUGCUGACAGAAGGCUGCCGUGGUGAGGGUGGCAUUUUGCGCAACAGUGAGGGUGAUCCCUUCAUGGCGCGCUAUGCGCCCACGGCGAAAGACUUGGCUUCGCGCGACGUGGUGAGCCGCGCGAUGACGCUGGAGAUCCGUGAGGGACGUGGCGUUGGUCCCAACAAGGACCACAUCUAUCUGCACUUGGAUCACUUGCCCCCAGAAACCUUGGCGGAACGUUUGCCCGGCAUCUCCGAGACGGCGAAGAUCUUCGCUGGCGUGGAUGUAACCAAGGAGCCAGCGCCUGUGUUGCCAACGGUGCACUACAACAUGGGAGGAAUCCCCACCAACUGGAAGACACAGGUGGUUCGCGAUGCGGAGGAUACCAUCGUCCCCGGCUUGCUGGCGGCGGGCGAGGCUGGUUGCGCCUCAGUGCACGGCGCCAAUCGCUUGGGUGCCAACUCUUUGCUGGACCUGGUGGUUUUUGGUCGUCAGGCCGCAGACACCACGGCGGAGCUGGUGAAACCCAACAGUCCUCCUGUGGCACUGCCGAAGAAUGCCGGAGAAGCUUCGAUCGCGCGCAUGGACAAGAUGCGUCAUGCCACGGGCCCCAUCCCAACCGCGGUGCUGCGUCGUGAGCUGCAGGUCACAAUGCAGAAGUAUGCGCCUGUGUACCGAAAUGCGGACGACUUGGCCAAGGGAAAGGAUGCCGUGGUGGAAGUCAUGAAGAAGUACAAGGAUGUGGGAGUUUCGGACCGUACGAUGGUAUGGAACACAGACCUUAUCGAGACCUUGGAGCUGGAGAAUCUCAUUAACCAAGCGGCCCAGGAAAUGUAUGCUGCUGAGGCCAGGAAGGAGUCGCGUGGUGCACAUGCGCAUGAAAACUUCCCCGAUCGUGACGAUGAGAACUGGAUGAAGCACACGCUGUCCUGGCUGGACAAGCCAUAUGUGGAGGAUGCCAAGGUGGUGCUCAAAUACAGGAGGGUCAUUGAUCAGCCCCUCGACAAGGAGAUGCACCACGUGCCUCCAGCCAAGCGUGUGUACUGAGCGGGCUGCGUCAGCCCGGUGGUGGAUGUGACUGUGAGAACUCCGAUGCCCGAAGAAAGGGGGUUGGAAUGGUCGGAGUCGG
This is a messenger RNA of Cladocopium goreaui, 2019 nucleotides long. NCBI's taxonomy places the organism in Eukaryota, Dinophyceae, Suessiales, Symbiodiniaceae. The record is from the annotation of a GenBank genome assembly.